UCUUACUACGAAUUGAGGAAACGCAUAAUGUUCUUUGGGAGUUGCGUUUCUAAACCACUGGCGUGAUUAUCGGCUUUUGUUCUCCAUUCGUAAUCGGAAUUAGACACGAAACGUCGUAGCCGGUAUCAUGUCUAUCUAGAGAUUGCUCAAAACGUGCUCCACGCUGUGUCGCCUCAUCGCCAUAACGGAUGUGGCUACCCAUUGGGGCAUAAACGAGGCGCAGUAACUUUUGUCGUUUCGAGUUGGCGCCUACUUUGCCUGUGCCAAGUUCAGGAUUCCCUUCCUACGGUCGAGAUGGACAUAUAUAGAGUCAUGUAUCGGAUGCUGAUAAACAUCCUCAACAUCAAGGCAGUCGAAAAAUCUACAUUACACCUGUCAUUCAAUCAUAGUAUUCGGUGAAGACCAUCAAGAGUUCAUCUGAUAUACCAUAUACUCCAACGAAGCAACAAGAACGUCAAGCAAGAUGGCGCCAAUCUUCAAGCUUCUUGCUCUUCUCAACCUGUCACUCUAUGCCGCAGCUCAGGGCACUCAGUUCAUUACAGGCGAGUGUGCAUCAGACGCCGAAUGUGCCUCAGGCUGCUGUGGCUUCACAUCAGGAAAGUGUGCGGCACCAUUCGUAGCGAACGAACGUGGAGAGGGAUGUGGUUUCGGCGACGCGCAACCAAACAACAAUGCUUUGAACGGCGCAAGUGGCAAUGCCAGUGCCGAUGCGCAACCAGAUGCAGCUGCGCCUGCUACACCUCCUGCCAACAGUGACGCGGGAGCUGGAGCUGGAGCCGCAGCGGGAGCCGGCACGCAGUUCAUCACUGGUGCUUGUACAUCAGACGCUGAUUGCGCUUCGGCUUGUUGUGGAUUCAAGAGUGGAAAAUGCGCAGGUCCGGUUGUUGCUCAAGAGCGAGAUGGAGGAUGUGGGUUUGGGGAUGCACAGCCCAACGAUAACGCAGCGAAGGCAUUGCAGGGACGGAGAUUGGGGAGGAGAGGUGCUGCAUACAUGUGAGGAGGGCCUUGAAUGAAUGAUUGCACUUCUAAUUAUGACUGUGUCGACUGGCUCGGCACAUGUCACUCGAAUGACUUCUGUAUAAUACCGCAGAAGCACGAUUUGUAGC
Molecule: messenger RNA, 1106 nt
Organism: Alternaria alternata
Lineage: Eukaryota; Fungi; Ascomycota; Dothideomycetes; Pleosporales; Pleosporaceae
Exons: 2
Coding region: 464-997 (177 amino acids)
Source: RefSeq, a predicted model, not a curated record